CGAAUGAAUGUAGCUGACAGAGCAGCGAGCUAGCAAAGGCAGCUGUCAUUCACUACAUAACCGAGGCUUUGGGCGGCUUUUACAACAAGCGAGUUAACACCCGCAUGCCGCCGUCGUGUGUUUAGAUAUAACUUCGUGUUCCCUGUCUGUCUCUGACGGGUGCUGUCCUCAGCAGGACGCCAUGCUGUGAGUGGUCCUCGGUGUCCUCCAGCAGCAGCAGCUUCAGGAACAAUGUGGUCCCCAGCCCGCAGCUUCCUGCGCUCUGCUGUCAGGCUGCUGCCGCCGCGCUCCCGGGCUGCAGGUUGCAUGUGGUGCAGACACAUUUCCGUGAAACCAGGAGGCUUGAAACCAAAGACGGUCCCACCUCGGUACCUUGGCCAGCCCAGCCCCUUCACUCAUCCUCACCUCAUCAAACACGGUGAGGUGACCCCAGGCAUAACCCAGACAGAGUACGAGCUCCGCAGGCAAAAGCUCGCCCUGCUCAUUGAGGCCCAUGCAGACAAGCUGGGACCUCCCGCCUCCUCUGGCAACCACGUGGUCAUCGUUUUAUCCCAUCCAACACGCUACAUGACCAACGACAUCCCUUAUCCCUUCCACCAGAACCAGGAUUUCCUCUACCUCACUGGCUUCUUGGAACCAGACAGUGCCUUGGUUCUUUACGGCGGGGCUCGACCAGACCAGGCCAUGUUGUUCGUCCCCCGCAGAGAUCCGGGGAGGGAACUGUGGGACGGUCCGCGGGCGGGAAAGGACGGGGCAGCUGCUUUGACGGGCAUAGAAAGAGUUCACAGUACAGAGGAGCUGGGUCUGGUGUUAAAAAGCCUUAAAGGCACUCAGCUCUGGUACGAUGCCUCUCAGCCUGCCCACUCUGGGCUUCACCAGGCCCAUGUGCUCCCCCUGCUUGAAGCGGGCCCCGUCCCACGAUCGCUCCGGCCCCUCGUUCACUCUCUCCGGGCGAUCAAGAGCCCUGCAGAGGUAUCGCUUAUGCAAGAGGCGGGUCGGAUCACAGCCCAGGCCUUUAGGAGGACGAUGGCUUUGUCACAAGGAGAUGUCGACGAGUCAGUCCUGUUUGCUAAGUUUGAUUUCGAGAAUCGGAUCCAUGGUGCCAACUUCCUGGCCUACCCCCCCGUAGUUGCCGGAGGAAAUCGAGCGAACACUCUGCACUACAUAAACAACAACCAGAUCAUCAAGGAUGGUGAGAUGGUUCUUCUUGAUGGUGGCUGUGAGUACUUUGGUUACGUCAGCGACAUCACUCGAACGUGGCCCGUCAACGGCAGGUUCAGCCCAGCCCAGACUGAGUUGUACGAGGCCGUCCUGGAGGUGCAGCGCUCCUGUCUGUCCCUCUGUUCCCCUGGCGUCAGCCUCGAUCACAUCUACAGCACCAUGCUGGCUCUUUUGGGACGCCAGCUGAAGCGCCUCGGCAUCCUGAAGGCUGGUACCAGUGAUGCAGAUGUGUUGAAGGCUGCGAGGAGGUACUGCCCCCACCAUGUUGGCCAUUACCUGGGCAUGGACGUGCACGACACCCCCGAGUUGUCCCGCUCACAACCUCUCCAGCCUGGAAUGGUCAUCACUAUAGAACCAGGGUUAUACAUCUGUGAAGACAACGACCAGGCGCCAGAGCAUUUCCGUGGCCUCGGCGUCAGGAUUGAGGAUGACGUGGCGAUCCAAGAAAAGGGAGGGCCUCUGAUUUUGUCCUGCGCUGCUCCAAAGACCAUAGCUGACGUAGAGAGGACCUGUGAGGUGGGAUAGGGUGGGGAGAGCGCGGAAAACUGCACCAAGUGUUCAAGAUCAUGGAUGGUUCGCUUAUCAGUCGUCUCAAAAACCUCAGGCCCUGGGAACGUGACGGCUUGGGAGUCGAUCGGUGGGAUUAACUUUAGUGUAAUCGAUGUUGCAAAUGUGAAUUAAAAUGCGUUGUUAAAGAUGAUAAACUGCGGACAAGCAUAUCACCUUAAAUAGGUGCUAUUCCAACUAAUCCAAGAUACACAAGAAAACAAAUAUUUUCAGAAAAGAAACACAAUCUAGCCCAACUGUGCCUUCAGUACUAGUUGAGGUGGCUUGAAGCACUGAAAAGGGUGUUAAGGGAUGGUGUUGUAGCUUUAAAGUCUACGCCGUUCCUCUGUUAAAACAUCAGAGCUGUGGAGAUGCAGUAAGGAGGACAAUCCUGAUCAUGCACUGAACUUUAAAUUUUAUUUUUUUUACUUGCAUAAGGUUUGCCCAUAAAUCAAAGUAGCUCAGUUAGAAAAAGCAAAAUUUUUUUUUUUAUUGUGAAUUCCUCUAAUUUCUCCCUAUAUUUUGUUUCUCUACACUAACAAAGGACAGGUGUUUAUGUCUGAAACGAUUUAUAAUUCAUGCUCCUGCUGAAAGACAAAGCCACCAAAUGAAGCACAUCGACACACUUUACUCUAAAACAAGCCAAACACAUCUUCACAGGUGGACUUUCCUUUUUUUUUUUUUUUAUUAAACCAUUGUAUUUAUUCAGUGAUGUGUCCACCGUGGCUGUUUGGAAACUGGAUUUGUAGACUUUACUGAAAUAGGAUCUGUUAUACUGAGUGUUUGACUGAGUUGGUGUGAAUGUGUGUUUUAUGUGAAAAGGAUAAUUGUGUUUGCUUUCAGAAUAAAAAAAAAGUGGUUAUGAGUUUUAAAAACCUCUGGAUUUUAAUACAAGAGAAACAAUUUUAGAUUUUUAACACCAGUGAUCAAGGGAGGUAGCAAACGUUUCAUCCCAGGUCUAUAGCAUCACAGGAACGUAGAUCUGGGUGCUUAGAGGGAAGGGCUCUGGAACAAAAUGGGUCUUUUAGAGUAUUUGUACCACCAUGCAUUAUCAAAUGGCUUUUGCUGUGCUGCACACAAAUGCUUCUGUUGUCCAAAAUUCAUGUAUUGUUUUUUUUUUCUUUUUAUUACACACAAACAUGGCAGUGAUAGAGGAGGACUCUGAACUUCAGUUUCCACCCAGAGAACUCAGAUUUAUGAACUGAAGCAGUCCAACAACCUGCUGUGUCUCCUGAGCCUAUAGUUAAUUGUUAGGUUUUUUUCAGUGGCAGUGUCAGAAAAUAACCUUUUCGUUAAAGUGUCAUGUGAUAAUUUACGUUUGUAGUUACGAGUUAACACGUUAGGUUUAAUGCAUCAUACUGCUUUGAACUCAAAUCAACUUGUACCUACAAGUGCUGGAAACAGUAUUUACUCCCUUUCAUUUAAAUGUUCCAGAUCAUCAAAUAAAUUUUGAUAUCAGACUAAGAUAACCUAAAUAAAGGGUGUUUAAAUGAU
Messenger RNA from Fundulus heteroclitus (mummichog), 3261 nucleotides. RefSeq names its product X-prolyl aminopeptidase 3, mitochondrial (gene xpnpep3). Lineage: Eukaryota; Metazoa; Chordata; Actinopteri; Cyprinodontiformes; Fundulidae. Bases 232 to 1746 code for a protein of 504 amino acids. Gene Ontology annotation, molecular function: manganese ion binding; metalloaminopeptidase activity. The transcript has 11 exons. Gene Ontology annotation, cellular component: mitochondrion. The record is from RefSeq and is a predicted model, not a curated record.